AUGCACGAUGCGAGCGUCCGCCAAGUGUGGCUAGCGCGACAUUCCUCACAACUGACGCACUAUAAGGUACCACAGCAUCUUUACCAACAACUUUACGAUUGCGCACAUGACAUUGAGGGUAAAUGGAGCGAUUUAGAUGCUGUGGUGAGGACGCGAGCAUCCAAGACGAGUGCUAGUCGCCAUAAGUUGCGCGUAGAGACUCUGAUCCCAUUAUUAGCGGCCAACAAAGUAUUGCAUGUCGGACACAAAUGGAAGUUUACGUCGGUUUUGGAUGCACAGACGCAGCUUCGACAAAAUGAGAACCUGCGCAUCAAGAUGAUCGAAUUAAUUGACAAAGUUGUAGAGAACGAUAAAAGUGAAUACGUGGUUGAGGACAACCAAAUUGAGAAAGAAGUGGAAUUUAUCUUACAACGUUUGCCUUUACUGGCCUACUCCAUUCGUUUUGGUGAUAAAUUCGACGAACUGACGCAUUACGUGCUCGAUGCAUUUGGCUCGAGUCUGCGUGAAAAUGAUGAAGAAAGCAAUUUGAAAGUUAUUCCAUUUAUGUGCAUGGAACAGCAAAAGCUUUUUUCUAUUGCUUGGACGACCAAGGAUGUGGCAGCAGAAGCCGAGCUAAUACGGCAGCAUGCAGGUAAACUCUCCUUGAUGGGAUUGUACAAAAAGAGUUAUUGGGAAGCGCGGUUUGAGACAGAAACAGAAUUUGAUUGGUACUGUGAAUACUCACAUCUUCGCGAGCUGCUGAGCUUACAUAUCUCGAAGACAAACCGCAUUUUAAUCGCUGGUACAGGCACAAGUCGACUUCCUGCAGAAAUGGCGCGUGAUGGCUAUACAAAUGUCAUUGCGAUGGAUUAUGCCGCAAAUGUUAUCGAAAAGAUGCAAGCUCGCUGUCAGAAGAAUAGUUGGGGCGUCCAGUUUGUGGUAGCCGAUCUAACACAAAUGAUGGGUUGGAAGUCCGAUUUUGUGGAUUGUGUAAUCGACAAAGGUUGUCUAGAUGCAAUGCUUCUUCAGCCCGAAACGGCUGCAAUUGAAACAAACUGGAAAUUUGUCGCUCCAGUCUCACCAGACGAUCUAAAUGACGCCAAGAGCAGCAUGCACCAGCUAGCGCGUAUUUUAAAGCCCAACGGCUUGUUCUUUUUUCUUACAUUUGGCAAUCCAAGCAACCGAGUGGCCAUGUUUGACUGGGUGUCACCACAAAACAAAGACGUCAUGGAAUGGGAAAUUCUACAAUGUCUGGAGAUGUCACCGAUCCAGAGUCAGCACACUUUUGUUACGCGCUUUUAUCUAUUCAUACUUAGAAAGACGAUCAGGAUAUCAAUAGCUUGA
Messenger RNA from Plasmopara halstedii, 1323 nucleotides. Its product is annotated as Predicted spermine/spermidine synthase. The record is from RefSeq and is a predicted model, not a curated record. NCBI's taxonomy places the organism in Eukaryota, Oomycota, Peronosporomycetes, Peronosporales, Peronosporaceae. The transcript is spliced from 2 exons. Bases 1 to 1323 code for a protein of 440 amino acids.